AUGUUGCGCCAAGAUCAAAGAGACAAACGUAUAUACGCUGGAGACCCAGGCCUCUUCCCCUACCCUCCUCCAGUUCCGGAUGACUGUAUAGAUCCCCAUGAGGAACCUCCUACUAAACGGGAUGGAUUGCUACGGUCUAUUGUCUUAGUGUCAAGGACAACUUCAUCCGAAUGGGGAAACAAAGAGGUUGCUACUACACGGGCCACUAUAGAACCAACCAUAACGCCACAGAACGAGGACUUGAUUCGGACCUACCACCCUUCGCUAGGCCCAGUCGACGGCGUCUGGGUCACGAAAGAGUCAAACGAGAAGUCUAUCUGGUUAGUUGCUCCUGGUCCUCUCGACCUCCCGGCUGGCCUAGCUGCACCGUCGACUGUAUGUUUCGCAGAACAACCGGAUCCCCUCAAAGCAGUUCUCAAUCCACGGAGAUUCCUCCAAUCGCACGACCUUCAUGUUCUCCGGGAGAUGUUUCCUCUGGCUGUCGGUGCCCGAGUUCUUAUCAGCGGAUUCAUCGUUAUUCUGUUCAAGUCUCCCGUCCCUUUCUAA
This is a messenger RNA of Penicillium mononematosum, 546 nucleotides long. RefSeq lists its product as uncharacterized. The transcript is spliced from 2 exons. Lineage: Eukaryota; Fungi; Ascomycota; Eurotiomycetes; Eurotiales; Aspergillaceae. Bases 1 to 546 code for a protein of 181 amino acids. The record is from RefSeq and is a predicted model, not a curated record.